Messenger RNA from Linum tenue, 522 nucleotides. The record is from the annotation of a GenBank genome assembly. NCBI's taxonomy places the organism in Eukaryota, Viridiplantae, Streptophyta, Magnoliopsida, Malpighiales, Linaceae.
CGACUGAGUGACUUCAAGGCUAAGCUUUGGAUAAAUGUCACUUGACCUAACCAGAUGAUGGGCGAUGAAGGAGAUCGCCAGGAGCAUGGAGCAGCAGCAGCAGCAGCUGACGAGAUCUCAAUCGAAGAACAAGAAUGGUUGAGCCUGGGCAUGAAAAACAGAGCAUCUGGUGGAGGCAGGGGACAUGAGAACGACGACGACGACAACAACGAUUCCGAUCACACAACUCCUCCUUCUUCCUCGGCGACCCACCACAAGGUUUUCUCCUGCAACUUCUGCAUGAGGAAAUUCUACAGCUCCCAGGCCCUCGGCGGCCACCAGAACGCCCACAAGCGAGAGAGGGGCGCCGCCAAGAGGUUCUUCCACUCCCAGCGGAUGAUGAUGGCGGCCGCCGCCGCCUCCAUCGGCUACCCUUUCGCUCAAAAUUGCGGUGGCUUUUCGUCUUUCACUCCCUCGUUAGCAGCGGCUCGGUCGCUCGGCGUCCAGCCGCAUUCUCUGGUUCACAAGCCUGCCGGGGCGGCG